AGCGCUCCACUGCUGAGCCGCAGCCCCAGCCCUGCUGCUUGAUCUUAAUAACUACAGAUCAUCUUUACUGAAACGUUAAAUACAGUUUGAAGUCACUCAAGACAAACUGGCAGAGCUGUAAAGAACUUAGAGAGAUACAAAACUACUUUCCAAGGCAUUUCUCUUGCCUGAACCUAAAAGCAAGGGUGUCACCCUGGUGAUAAGCAUUUUGAUAAUGUAUGGGCCAAGUCCCCAGACUUAGUAAAAGCACCUUUGUCCUUGCUCAAGAGGAAUAUCAACAUGGAUCCUGAUGGGUCUGUACAAGAUCCUGAAGAUAAGGAAUAUUCUUCUGUCUGUGUUGGCAGAGAAGAUGACAUUAAAAAAUCUGAAAGAAUGACAGCUGUUGUCCAUGACAGAGAAGUGGUCAUUUUCUACCAUAGAGGAGAAUAUCAUGCUAUGGAUAUUCGCUGUUAUCAUUCAGGAGGACCUUUACAUUUGGGAGAAAUAGAGGAUUUUGAUGGACGACCAUGUAUAGUUUGCCCCUGGCAUAAAUACAAAAUUACUUUGGCAACAGGAGAAGGAUUAUACCAGUCUAAAAACCCUAAAGAUCCAUCAGCAAAACCCAAGUGGUGCUCCAAAGGAAUAAAGCAAAGGAUUCAUAGAGUGACAGUGGAUAAUGGGAAUAUUUAUGUGACUCUUUCUAAGGAACCCUUUAAGUGUGACUCUGAUUUUUAUGCCACUGGAGACUUCAAAGUAAUUCGGAGUUCUUCCUGAUAAAAAUAUAUGACAAUGAAAAGUGUUGUGUAUGUGUGGAAAUAUUUUUAUAAUAACUUUGCUUCCAUACCAAAGAUGAUUUUUUUCAACACAGGUACAAUUAUUACUUAUCUUUAAAAAUCACAUAUCUAUGAGAGUUUAAAAGUUCAUGUAUUUUGUAUGAUUUAAGUAUUACCAACAGAAUACAUCCAAAAAAAAUUUUUUUUUUGUAUUGUGAA
Urocitellus parryii (Arctic ground squirrel) is the source of this 971-nucleotide messenger RNA. RefSeq names its product Rieske Fe-S domain containing (gene Rfesd). The record is from RefSeq and is a predicted model, not a curated record. NCBI's taxonomy places the organism in Eukaryota, Metazoa, Chordata, Mammalia, Rodentia, Sciuridae. Gene Ontology annotation, molecular function: 2 iron, 2 sulfur cluster binding.